Helianthus annuus (common sunflower) is the source of this 2583-nucleotide messenger RNA. RefSeq names its product cytochrome P450 716B1. Gene Ontology annotation, biological process: sterol metabolic process. Lineage: Eukaryota; Viridiplantae; Streptophyta; Magnoliopsida; Asterales; Asteraceae. The record is from RefSeq and is a predicted model, not a curated record. Bases 1 to 2532 code for a protein of 843 amino acids. Gene Ontology annotation, molecular function: monooxygenase activity; nucleic acid binding; zinc ion binding. The transcript has 5 exons.
AUGAAAGAAAUAAUUGCUGAAGAGGUAGGAAAGUCAAUUGAAGGCAGUCUAUCCGGGUUUAUAGACAAGAUUCAAAGCACGGUGUUAUCGCUCGUAGAAGAACGAGUUAAAAGGUUGGAGGAUACUGUCAACCUUAUGAAAGACAAAACUGGAGAACGCAAAGGGUGUUCGUACAAGGAAUUUAUGGCGUGUAAACCGCCAAUCUACAACGGGGAGGUUGACCCGAUAAUUUGUCAAAGAUGGAUAAGUGAUAUUGAAGGGGUGUUUGAACGGACCCAUUGUGAAGUAGGCGACUUUGUCGCCUACGGAACGGGUCAAUUGAGGAACCAAGCUAAAGAUUGGUGGGAUAACAAAAAGAAGGAAAUGGGAGCCGAAGCGGCGAGGGUUAUGACUUGGGACGAGUUUAAAGUACCAUUCCUUAAACACCACAGUCCCAAAGCGGUUAUCAAUAGAAUCAAAGAAGAAUUCAUCCAGCUGAGACAAAAGGGUGAAACAAUCGAUAAGAUCACGGGCAUCUUUAUGGAUAAGCUCAGAUUUUGUGACGAGUUAGUCACCACUGAAGAACAAAAGAUAUAUUACUAUUACAACAUGCUGAGUGCUGAGUACCGGGAAUUUAUGACUCCGUUAAAAUACGAAACCCUCACGGAGAUUAUCAACACCGCCCGGGAACGGGAAAUCGAGUUAAAGAAACAAGUGGAAAGAGGUGAGCGAAGGGCACAUGAUGUGAAUCCAAGCCCUACAAAGAAAGCCCGAACGGGAGAAUCGGGAAAGAAGGUGGUUGUUAAAGGUGGGUCGCCAAGUUGCAAAAUCUGCGGGAAGGGACACAAGGGGGAGUGUCGAUUCAAAGACAAGCCAUGCCCCAUAUGUAAUAAGACGGGGCACACGGCCUCGCUAUGCCCGGGAAAAGUAUCAGUGUGCUACAAUUGCUAUCAACCCGGCCACAAAAAGUCCGAAUGCCCGGACUUAGUUGGAAAGAGAGAUGCUAAGGAGUCUCCAGCAGAAGCCCCCAAAGCGAAGGCUAGGUCCUUCCAACUUACUGCAGCUGAAGCAAAAACAGAACCCGAUGUGGUUUCAGCCAUGGUUAUAAUGAUUUUGUUGUUAUUGCUGAUUUUGGUUACAACUUAUUUCCUUUUCCAUCAUAAGAAGUAUAACAGUCAACUACCACCUGGUUCGUUGGGACCGCCGGUGAUAGGGCAAAGCCUCAGCCUUUUAAAGGCCUUGAAGGCUGACAGGAUCGAAAAAUGGUUUCAAGAAAGAAUAACAACCCAUGGUCCGGCUUGGAAAGCAAGUCUUUUUGGAUACCCGACGGUUGUUUUGCAUGGUCCAAGUGCAAAUAAGUUCAUAUACACUUGUGAUGGGAACCUACUCUCCAACACACAACCACCAUCACUCUCUAGGAUCUUUGGUUCCAAAAAUAUAUUGGAGUUGUCCGGAAAUGAUCACAAACGAGUCAGAGCGGCCAUAGUUUCAUUUCCUAAGGUUGAAGUGUUGAAGCAAUAUGUUGCCAAAGUAGAUGAAGAAAUCCGACACCAUCUACAAACUCAUUGGCAUGGUAAACAUGAGGUCCAGGUACAACCCUUGAUGAAGACCUUAACGUUCAAUAUGAUUUGCUCUCUUCUUUUUGGGAUUGAAAGAGGACCCCAAAGAGAAAAAAUGUUACCACUUUUCCAGUAUAUGAUGGGAGGUGUGUUAUCAAUUCCAAUCAAUUUGCCUUUCACCAAAUACAAUCGUGCGAUUAUGGCAAGGAAGAAACUUGUGCCGAUGAUUUUGCAUCUUAUACACGAGAAGAGGGAUGCACUUAAGGAACAAACUAAACAAGGCGAUCCUCAUAAAGAUCUAAUCACUUCGUUGCUUAGCAUUCGUGAUGAUGAUGGAUCAAAAAUGAUGUCUGAAGAGGAGAUCAUAGACAACGCUAUUACUGUGAUGAUUGCAGGACAUGACACGACCUCCGUCCUUCUUACCUUCUUUGUUAGGCUUUUAGCAAACAACAAAUCUAUCUACUCUACUAUUUUUCGAGAACAUCAAGAAAUUUCUAGUAAUAAAGCAUCUGAAGAGGCUUUAACAUGGGAAGACCUGACUAAGAUGAAGUACACGUGGAGAGUUGCAACUGAGAUACUACGGAUAAACCCUCCUGCGUCCUUAACCUUCCGACGAACUAAUCAAGAUAUUGAGUAUGGAGGAUUCAUAAUUCCAAAAGGAUGGCAAGUGUUGAUAGCAAUGUCCAUGACACACAUGGAUGAUAGUCUUUUCCAAAAUCCAACCAUGUUCGACCCUACUCGUUUUGAGAAACAUGUACCAUCACCACCACCUUUUAGUUAUGUGCCAUUUGGUGGUGGGCCGCGAAUGUGUCCUGGUAACGAGUUUGUAAAAACGGAAACUUUGGUCCUGAUUCAUCGUUUGGUGACAACAUUCACUUGGGAGCUACUUAAGAAAGACGAGUCCUUCAAGAGAGUUCCAAUGCCAGAAUUUGAUCAAGGGUUGUUAGUUAAGGUCAAACCGUUAAGUGAAACCACAUUGUCGUGUGAAGCAUGAUUGCUGUGAUAAUUUCUUUCAUCUUAAAAUAAAGAAAAUAUAUCUUUUGAA